CUGGUUUAUUCUGUGGUGUAGUCUGUGAUUAUUUUCUAAAAUAAUUUAUAUAAAUUUUAGAUGUUAUCAUUGCGUUUUACGAAUUUAUUUAUCAUAUUGAAUACAGAUCAAUCAACGGUGUAAAAAAUGAUAUAAUGGCCACUUUGGAAAAUAGGUUGACUCGUAGAAAAGGUAAACAUGACGGCGAUACUUAUAGGUUAGACACUAAGAAAUCGCCAGAAGAGAAUAUAAUUGAAAUUAUAAAAGGUCUGUAUUCAAAAAAGCCCUUCUUCAGUGAUAAUUCCACUUCACCUACAAACAGAAAUGCGCCUAAUGAGAGAUUAGGGUUAAGACCUCAAAAGAGUAGCUCUGACAGUUACAGAUGGUCCUAUUUAGAGGCAUUAGUCACUUUACUGCAUAAAGAAGACAGGAGUAAUUUAGGAUUCUCUCCUGAUGAGUUGAUGACAUGUAUCCGCAUAAGUCUAAUUGAUGAGUCAAUGGUCAUCAGAGCAGCAGCAUUAAGAGUCUUGAGAUAUUUGAUAAAAACAGAAAGUGAUGUUGCAACUUUCAAUAAUUUAAAGUUGCCCUAUCUUGUAAUAAGGUCGAUGGACUUAAUGGUCCGCAAUGAAGAGGAGCGUGCGCAAGCAUUGAAAGUUGUACGUCGAGUGAUUGCGGUGGUUGGUGCUGUUGAACAAGGCCACAGGCGGUUCCGCGCCUCUUACGUCGAUCAAGGUCUCCUACGAUGUCUCGCGGCGGUCGCUCGGGCCGGAAGUGCUGGGGACGGUAGCGGCGAUAGAUUAUCUAGACCUGCCAUUGCAACUCUAGCAGAGAUUUGCGUCCUAAAUCCGGAUCUCUUCAUAUCGUGCGGAGGUGUGACGGCGGUGACGCGGCAGCUGGCGGAGUGUGCGACACCGCGCAUGGCGGAGGCGCUGUGCGGCGUGCUGUUGCACACGCUCAACGACCCUAAGUCGCGCAGCGCGGCACGCAUAGACCUCACGUGCCUCAACUCACCCUACUGCGACUUCCACUUCAGACCCGCGGGAACCGACACCAGCCGUGACGAGCGUGAGAUGCGCUUCACGUGCAGCCGGCUGGCGCUGCUGUGCGUGCUGCGCAGUUGGCCCGGCCUGCUGCACUUCUGCCACCCGUGCAGCACGGGCGGCCUGCAGGCGCUCGUCGCGGCGCUCUACCUGCCGCGGCUAGAGGUCCGAAAAGCAAUUUUGGAUUUGCUGUACGAGUUGGUUGGAUUACCCCAACCAGACUGGACGGAUGAAAUUUCUGUUGCAAUAGACGCUGUUGAUCCCUCCGAUUUUCAAGAUUCUUGGCGACUGAACGAUGGUUUCGUGGCGGCAGAAGGUGUUGCCAUCCUACCCCACCUGAGUGCUACUGGCCCUGAUAUAAUUGAAAUUCAUCUUGCACUUCUACUUCAGUGUUUCCUAGAGGCAGGACUUCUCGACGGAUUAGCCGAAGUGAUAGUGACAAGUGAUACAUUUAUAUCAGUCAGAGCAACUGUGCUGUUGGGUCAGCUGUUGCAUUUGAUACACCUGUUCCUACCUCCGCAAAUCUGUAACCUAUCUCCAGCACUGCCGUCCCUCAUAUCACAAGCAUCAGCAGGAAAGCCCCAAGCGUUGGCAGCCGUUGCUGCAUUGAGACGAUUGCACUCAAUGUUCGAGUCCAGGCCAGCUAGCAACAGCCUGUUCUUGGACCAUAUACUUCAGUAUUGCAGCGGAGCUUUCAAAGCCAAGAUAGAAGAUACAUCAAAGAGCAGAAAGGAGAAAGACAACAGAGCUAACAAAGCCAAACCGAUGUGUUCACUCGACUUAUACAAAGACAACAGUAUCGAGUUUCUGAAUGACUCUGACACGGAGUACGAGCCAAAAAGACAUAGCAUCGGUUCCAGAGCCGAUGUACCAAAACGGAGGAACGUUAGUGCACUAGUUAAGAGUACAAGUGUUGGUUCUCGGACUAGUACAGUGAGUAAAGUGACCAAAACUGCGAAACUACUCAGUUUUUUCGAUCGAGGUGACAGUGACAGUUUAAUUAAAUCAUCCCUCGUCAUGCAAAAUAAGGAUGGCAACACGUGGAAUUGGGAGAUCAUUCGUACCAUUUUAAAGGAAACAGACAACUCGACUCUAUUGAAUUUAAACGAUAGCGGCCACAGAGACUGGGCCGGUAGGAUAAUUAGUUACUUGAAGCCCUCUUCGAACAAGUACUCGCACACGGACCUGUCGACCACGUGCAAUGGACACUCGCCUACCCGCGCCGGCUGCCAGCUAAUACGACAUUUAUUACGACACAAUGAUGUCGACUCACAAAGGAUGCUGAAGGAGCUAUUCACGGACGUGAGUCGUCAGAUAGAGGCGAUAGAGACGGGCCGCAAGGCGCACGAGUGCCUGUUCAGCCCGCAGCACAUGUGCAACACCAUGUGCCAGAUGUACUUCCUGUUCAUCGGCCAGCUGUGCCAUUCGCACAGCGGCCUGCGACUGUUCAAACAGUGUAACCUCAAUGAAAACCUCCUAGAACUGUCCACUAAAACUCAUCAUAGUUGUUACGUUAAAUUAGUUAUAUCGAGCUUAGAUUACUCCAUGGAUUCGAGUCCACGGGACAUACUUGCCAAAACGUUGACCUGCAAUAUCCUCGCCUCAAGACUAUAUGCAACUCAGUUCCUAAACGUACUGUUACGUGCCUCGCGAAAGUCCAAAGACUUGGUAAGAAAAAAGUCCAAACUCAAAAAGAAUGUCGUACAAGAGAAUACGAAGAUACAAAGAGAUGAAAUGGAAGUGACGGGCGGCGUGGAUAUGGACACUUGGAUUCUACAAAUGUUGGUCGGACAAGUCAAGGACGAAUCAAAGGCGGUUGUCAAAUGCGCUCUGAACAUUCUAGAAGAAGCCUACAGUGUUCCGGCAUACUUCGACAAGUUGAUGUCAAUGCGGGACGCGCUCUGCCAGAACUGCAGGCUAGACAAAGCUGCCGAGCCGUCGUCUCUUGAGCUAUCGGCUGUGGGAGACCGCGGGUACCUGCUGUGGCUGGGCCUGGAGGUGGCGGCAGCGGCGCAGAACGUUGACUCCAACGCCAUCACCUUUGUGAAGAAACAUCUCGACUUUUGGAACAAGUCUUACAACUAUAGAUACGUGCGGCUGGUGGAGGCGGUGGUGCACGAGGCGCUGACGCUGUCGGAAGAGUCCCGGCGACCGCGCAACGCCCGUCGCCUGGCGCGCCCGCCGCCGCACCUGUUCGCCGCGCUCGCAGCCCGACGUGCAUCGCCGACGGCCGCGCCGCCGCCCUUCACCAAGGGCUUGCUCGCUGCGGCACUGCCGGCGCACUACAAGAUUCUACAGAAAAAGAAAUGUAUCACGGAGCAAGAGAUAGCAGACCUGAAGGCAUCAUUGUGGGCGAUGGGCAACACGGGAGUCACUCCGCAAGGAUUGCAGCAAUUGAUCAAUCUGAGCAAUGGUUUUCUGGAAGACUCGGUGCCCGUCCACAUAGUGCGGUUGGCGAGAUACAGCCCAGUGUACUCUGUACGAGCAACCGCUUUCUACGUUCUGGGUCUGAUUGGAAGUACUUAUGACGGUGCUAAUUUACUUGCUGAUUUAGGUUGGUUAUGCGUGCGCCACACUAGACACGACCAGUUCCCAGUGAUACCCGACGACACACUACCCCACAUACUGGACCCCGACACAUCACACAGUUGCAUCACAUCCCCCGACAAACGAUACGCACUCGACAUCGACCUGAGCGAGCAAUCCGACCACACAGACCAGAGUACAGCAGAGAGCUUGCACUCAGAGAACGUGAGACUCAACAGAACGAUCGGCUCAAUAUCGGUCGACAACUCAGAAAGAGACGUGGUCGAUCACAAAAUCGGUUUCGUCGAUAGGCGGGAUGAUAAGAGGAAAUCCCACACGCUGCCUACACAAGGAUCGAGUUCCCACGAACGUUCGUUGACGGAAUCAAGAACUGUCGAUAUAUUGAGUUACGAGCGCGCGCCUCAUCGAGUGCACAUCGAGAAUCGUUUGGGGAGGAUGAACUCGUUGGAUCACGCUCGCGAGGCGCGCGUGAGGAACACCAGCGAGUCCAGCACUAGUGGUGUGAGCAGUUGCGAUUCUUUCCUUGGGAAAUAUGCUAUACCCGAUAGAGUGCUAAAAUUGAGUCCGAUACCGAGUUCGUCGAGUCUCUACGGCAUGAAGAGCAACAGCAGUUCCCAUCGGCCGCGAAUACCGGAACCGCAGCGACGCACGUCUACCUCUAGUUAUACAAAUACAACACCAGAUAUAGGCAGUUCGCCUCCAACACAGAAGGAUAUGAGUGGAUAUGCCACGAUACAGUCUCUAAACAAACACAGAAGGCCUCACUAUGUAUCGGAGAGUGGGGCAAGUGACAUCGACGUCCUAACAUGGUUGCCCUACGACUCCAACCAAAGACCGAAACCUUUCUCCUCUCUACGAGACCGAGCGAAAUCAACACGAGAACGAAUGGCUAAACUUAGCCUUUUAGAAUACGACUGGAAACCUCUGACGCAAGGCGAAAGUUCCCAAAGAGUGUUUGCGCCGAGCAGUGCGCCGACGCAGGUCGCCCCGUCCGGACCGCGCUCGCCUUACUACAUAGGGAUAUGCUUGCCUCGUAAUCUUAUGGAACUGUUUCCUACGGAGGACGAACCCAAAGAAAGUGUUGUGGAGGGUGACAAGGGGAUCGCCAGAGUGACGUCUCUCUUGGCCGAAUCCACUACGCCAGAUCACAUAGCAUUUACUAAAAACACUGAUGUGCCUGCAUCUACAAUAGGUAGCAUACGUACCGCGACACCGGGCGCGUCAGGGGUCGCAAACGUUUCCGAAUCAUCUCGAAUAGAGGCCUUAACGAGCAAAUUAAGCGCAAACGCGCAGAGCAAAAGUGACAGCGAACCCAAAACGGACCGGAGUGAAGUGGACAAUAUCAAAGUCGAAAGUGACAUAGACAAGGCAGCUUUAACGGAGUCUGUGGUGAAGGUCGAUGUGACCAGAGAUGAUAGCUCUAUGGUCAGCAAUGUGUUGAGCUCGCGUAUGUCGGGAGGCAAGGCGGUGUGGAGACAUGCUGCGGCGGAUUGUUUGGCGUGCGUGCGGACUAGGCCGCCGUCCUCGCACGAGUUACGUGAAGCUUUCUUUGCUGAGUUGGAGAGUCCGAGCAGUAGUAGAGCCGAGGGUCGCACGAGUCCCGCCGCCGCCCCGCAGGCGCAGUUACUGCACCACGUGCUCUUUAUGUCCAACCCCAUACACUUGCGACAGGCGCGAUCCGCUCUCCUGACACUGAAACAGCGUCACCCGGACGUGUUCCGCAGCCCGUGCGUGUAUUCCGACGUGUGCGCGCUCAUAGCUCGGGACACGUACAUGCUGUGCGCGCGGCGUUUCCUGCAAGAACUCUUCAUAGACACCAACUUCGAGUGUUUCCUCAACGAGCCGGCGGCCAUCUUGGCGCGACACGCGCCCGUCACGACAUUGUCGCCGACGUACGAGACGCAAUAGUAUAUGUGUAUUUAUUUCGCUUGUUAUUAUUUCGGAUAUCGUCAGCAACUAAAUGCAAUUUAUAACCCGACUGGUAUAUUAAAAAAACUUGACCCGCAAACAUUUUUGUAGAAGUUUGUUCCUUCGAUUCUGCAACUUGGCGAUGUUUUUUUGUUUUACUGUUCAGAUUAUAACUUGGUAUUUUCAAUGAGUCUGUCCCCAUUUUGACACGACACGUGUCUGUUACGACACUGUCGUCAUACGAGACGCAAUACUGUUUUUAUUUUGUUUGUUAUUAUGUCGAAUAUCAUUAGCAACUAAAUGCAAUUUAUAGCCAGACUGGAAUAUUAAAAAAAUUUAAUUCCAGCAAUCACUUAUUGCUGGAAUUACAGCGGCGAUAAUAACUUAUUUUUUUACAUUGAGCCGGUGGCCGUUUUGACGCGACAUGUGUUCGUUACGAAACAUUCGACAUACGAGACUCAAUACUGUUUUUAUUUCGUUUGUUAUUAUGUCGGAUAUUCUUAACAGCAAAAUACAGUUUAAAUAUUGUGACUGGAAUAAUAAAAAACCUAGAUCUUAAAAUCACUUUUGUCAUGGCAACCUUUGCAGGGGAAAUUAGUUCUUUCGUUCUUUUUUACAUUUUAUAGGCGAGCUCUAGGCUAUUUUAUAGUAAGCGAUUAUGCAGCUUAUGGUGGAAACGCACUUGCCCUGAAGAUAACUAUUCCUGUUUUCCACAAUAUAGCGAAUUUUUUUUACAAAGAUUUUUAUAUUAUUAGAUAUGUUACGUGUCUAUAAAAUCACCACAAAAAGUGAUUCGAAUUUAGCUACUCCACUGACACCACCACAAUUUUGUGUUUUCUUAUAUUAUAUAUUUGUGUAUAUAUAGUUUUUACUCUGCCUGAACACAUAACUCGACAUAGCAGACAAUAUUUAGGUAUUAUUUGUUUAAAACCUCUCGUUGUUUAUAACGCGACUAAAUUAAAUUGCGACAAUUAGCCACUUUUGUGCGCCUCAGUUUCGUCGCGCUAGUAACAUAUCUAAUAGUAUUUUAAAUCUUUGGUUUUUUACCCGUCAGAAGCUAAUGUUUUUAAUUUAUUUUAUUUUCAAAAAAAUUCAAUUGUAUUUGUUACUUGUUAUUAUAAUAAACUAAAAAAUCUAUGAUGAUGCCGAAUUAUAUUAUUCUCCUAAGUAAAAAUGUUAAAUCUAAAAAAAAGAGAUCGUACUAAUUUUCUCUUUUUAUGUUAUUUGUAAAAAUAACCUUUUCUUUUUUUACAAUGAAUUUAUUGAUUUUGAAAAUAUAUACACGUUUGCCUUUUAGUUGCUGACUGAAUAUCAAUAUUAUGUCAAUAAGAUUUGUCCUUUGAAUAUGGUUUGUCCUUAAGUUUUUUUGUUAUUAACUUGGUUCGGAUUUACGUGUGGUAGCAUAUUUUAUUAGAUCACGUUUAAAAGGGCAUAAAAUAUAUUAUAAUUCACUAUUUUUGCUGUUUUACACCCCCCUCCCCCCUAAAUCGGGGAAUAUUGAGAUAUAGUAGCGUAUGAUUAGAUCUAUCUCUCUGUUAAGUUUCAUUCAUAUCUGUUCAACUGUUCUGAAGUUAUAAAUGGUAUACACCGUGCUAGUUUCACCGCCUGUACGCCACCCCGACGUUAAUUAGCCCAAUACAAGAAACCCCUUAACAACAUUAAAAAUGACCUCAAGCUAAUUCACACGCUAACGAAUAUUUUUUUUUAGAAAAGUUUGAACAUCUUGUUUAAUUCUGUAUGUAAGUAAGUAUGAAGUCAUUGAACUCUGACCUAGUUUAGGCUAAAGUUAAUGACCUCGGUUACGUUUUAAAAUAAUUAAUUUUUGAAAGUUUGUUACAAAUCGUAGCUCCUUGAAUUGUACUUUUUUUGUAAUAACACUAAUAAGUGGGAUUUCGUUUUUAAGACGAAGGCCUAGGCCCGCAAUUUUAUUGCUGCGUAGAAUAUAGGGAUAAAAGUAUCCCAUCUGGAUGAAAAAUAAAUGAUAAUUGGUGUUUUUAGACCAACAUCGUUUUAUAUGCAUUAUAGAUAUAAAAAUGUCUUUAUAUGUGUCCUAGUAAUAAAAUAUGCUUUCACAUGUCAAAGGUAUAUAGUUAUUUUAUGUAUAUUAUAACUUCGUUUUAUUAUUUUUAAUAUUUUGAACUGUGUUAGCCAAUGUAACAUUAUUCUUAAUUUAUUACUUACAUUCCCAUAAGCAAACCACAUUUCCCGGACGAAUAUAGACAGAUAAUCAAAAAUCACAAUAGAUUUAGAUUAUGCAAUAUAUUUAUCAUAAAUUGGCAAUAUGUAGUCACAUAAUAAAUACAUACACACAUACUAAUAUACCCUAUAAAUCAACUGUUUAUUACACAUUCAUAAUGCUAUAAUAAUAUAUGAUAAAUAACCAAUUAAACUAUUAGCAGUUUCUGUACAUUGUUAUAAUAAAGUUGAUACCAUUCAUGUUACUAGAAAAGAAGUAUUCUAUUCGAUUAUUAAACUUGGCUUUAUUUCUAUUAAUUCAACAACUAAGUGUAAAGCUAAAGUAAUAGUAUAUUCAGGGAUAUACCCAUAUUAUAUAGACUUGGCGUCAAAAAAAUUAAACUCAGUAAAUUACUAUUUAAAGUAAUUUUCAUAAAUCUUACGUAAAUGUCAACAUUUACGUACAUCUUGGUUUAUCACUAUAAACCAAGAUGUUUCAUUGUUUAUCAUAAAAAUGGUAUGUUUCUUAAAAAAAUUUGAAAAAUUCAACAAAUACUUCAUCCAAAUUCUUAGCUUAGGGGAUAAUUGGUAUAUUUUGCUAUUGAUGAUUUAAACGUGUAUUGUGAUGUGCAUUAUAUUUAUAAUAGUCUGGGAUCAGAACUAAUGCAACUAAACGAACUAAACGAAAUAAUCUUAAAAUUGCGUUGUACACUAUCUCGUUUCGAAGCUCAGAAUUUUUUAUUUCCUGGUAACUCAGCUACCAGAAUCAUGAAUUUUCGUAAAUUAAAAAGUUGAUCGUCUCAUCGAGAUGAGGAUACUCGUGAAAAAUUAACUUGAUAAUAAUCAGUUAUACAAAAUGUUCUAUGAAUCCCUGACUAAUAUUUUCAAUAUUUUUCAAACACUUUUUUCUAAUUAAAUAUAUAAAAACCAACAUUAAAAACUAGAUGAAGUAAUUACUUUUGUUUUGACUUUUGAGUCAUUUGGUAUGUCACGGUCGUCUAACACAUAUCUAUAAAGAAUGUUCCAUAUAACAGUUUACAAUAACGUGUUUUAUUCUAAAACAUUGAACCUAUUUAAGCUUUGUGUUAAACAAUAAUUAGAUUCUGUGAGUUAAUCACUCAUAAUAAAUCAUGUAAACUUAUAGCUAGAUAUUUUAUAAAUUAUUUUAUUGGCACCUUAAUACAUUCCAUGAAGCCAAACGCGUGACCUGGCACUGAAAAUGUAUAAUCAGUCUUGUCAAAAAGCUGUCAAAGAUUUAUCCAAGCAUAAACAAUACUCGAGCACAAUGUGCAAAUCAUAAAUGGAGAAGAUAAUAGACGACUGCUACUAUUUAUACUUGGCGUCGCCAUUACUUGACGAAACACUACAUUCAACUAUGUUCACCAAUAUAUUUUAACUAUACAGAUUUGUAACAAAUUACGGCUGUAAUUUAAAAAAAAAAACCAUGAAAAUCGUUUACUAAUUGAAGAUUGUUAAAUUUUAGGUGCGUCUGAAAAACGGACAUGUGUCAUGACAUCCUAUCUCAAAUAUUCUUUUGUCAUUUCUUUACAGAGUCCAAACGUAAGUUGUUUAUUUUUUAAGAAAAUGCGUCUAUUUACUUCUCUGUCUACGGAUUGAAUGGUUUGAGAUGCCAGGUAAAAAUAAUUUUGAUUUCCUUUUGAAUUGCCCAGUUCAUUUCGGAAUGCUUUAGAAUAAAAUUUUAGUUUUCAAAUUAUAAAAAUAUCUCAACAAUUAUAGUUUUCUCAAAAUUCUCAAUAAUAAUAAUCUAUAUUAUAUAAAUAUUGUAACGUAUAUUGAUAACAAAGAUGUCUGGUUUGAAUGUGAAUUUGUUUUUUAAUACAUCAGAAAUAUAUACAUAUAUAUAGACGGAACUCGAAGUAUCGUAGAUUCGCUCAGAUUUCCAAAUAUGUUUAAAUCUUAUGUAAGGCUUUGUAUGCCACGAAAUGCCCUGUACAUAUUAUAUCUUGUUAUUUUUUUUGUGUGUGUUUGCAUUUUGCAAUGCUGCUCUGCCUAUGGGUAUUGUCGGCAUCGGCAUUGCGAAUAGCCCCUAGGCGUUGGAUCUACUUAAGAGUAAUAUUUCUUUAUUUUAAAACAAAAUAAUUUAUUAAUUAAAAUAAAUAUUGAGCCAGGCUGGCACUUGUAAGGAUUCAUAAGUUAAUCUAUUUUUAUGUUUAGCUAUAAAAUUCAAGGGGGCGUUCACACAUGACGUAGUGAUCCAGCCUUAAGGUUACCUCAUUACAGCAACCCACUGGCGCCGGUCCAAGUCGCUUUACCGACUUGCGAAAAAAUCAAUUAUGGAGUUGAUCUACCUAAUGAGCGUAUUUCCUUAAUAAGUCCGAAUAAAUAAUACUUUUCGCACAUAACAGAGUUGAGACGGUAAUGUACGCCUAACAUGCGCACGACGACAUUCUUGGGUAGACAAUCUUAACUAUUUGUUUAGAUCUAUUUCGAAUCUAUUAAUUUGAAACGUCUCCAUUACCUGCAGGCGGAAUUCAACCUUAAUGAGUUGGUUAAAACAAACCCACACUAUUUUUUACUUUUUAAAAAAUUUCAUUGCCUCGAGGAUAUUUCUUGCGGCAAAUGUUAGGGUUAGGGUACCAUGGGAGAGAUAACCUACCUACUAAAAAUAUCCACCAGCUCUUGAAACAUUCGAAAUGACGUAAAGCAGCGGUCGGACAGCCGUAAGCGCGGUGUCGCCAGGUGGACGGCAGGGUGAUACCUAGCCGGUACGUGACCGAGGCGUAAUAAUGCGUUUUGACCUUUAUUCAACUUCAGAAAGUCGUUAAUACGAAACACAUAUAUAUUCCCUGUUACAACUAAAGUUGAACCGGCAAAAACCAAAGUGGACUGUAUAGCAACGCAUCAUUUGAUUUUCUGUUUGUUUGAUAAGAAUGAAUCAAUAUGUACCAUAGAUGUUUACAUAAAUAUGUACCUAUUGAACAUUUAGUCAAUUGAUUUUAUGUCAUAUGUGAACGUUCCCUAAAACAGUUUGAAACUCUCGUCUUAUUUGAUUUCGUGUCUUAUUGUAAUGAACCACUGCCUGUAAAACUGAAUAAGUCUAUGAAUAAUUUUGUACUCACUGCCCGUGUAACAAUAAGUUUUAUCAAUGUAGCAGCUUUUCCAUAUGAAUGAACAUAAUCGAUAUUAUACUUACAAUUUAAGUUACUUAGCGGAAUAGGUAAAUAUUUAAGAAUUGCGUUGAAAUAAAAUAUACACUAGGUAUGCAUAUAGAAAUGAAGGCCGAGUGGUGCAUUGGUUACCCUGCCUUCUGCAUCCAUGGCCGUGGGUUCUAUUCUCACAAAGGAAGGAAAGAAGCACGAAAUUGGGCCCACUUUUCAGAACGAUACAGAACUGAAAUAUAUACUGAAAAUCUUGUAUGUUUUACUAGAUUACUCCGAUCUUAGACGAAAUAAUAUUGGCCAACAAAGAAAAUAAGCUGAUCUCAUUAUUUUUAUACUGAUGCAGCUUUGCAAAUGCGUAUUUCACUGACUGACAUUGGUUGUUAGCUGUCUUUGUAUGUAAACGUCAAUUUCAUCGGUUAUGUUUGACAGUAACUUCAUUCUUUGUCAAACUGACAGUUUUCCUAGAGAUUUUGUCAAAUUAAUGUCAGAUCCCAAGGAAACUGACAGGUUGGCAAAGAUAAUGUCAUGUGAAACGCAGCCGAUCAAGUUGCAUAAAUGCACCUUUAACAAGUAAUUUACCUGAUUUAGCCAAUGUAGACUUUCUGAAAAUUGGCCUAAUGAGAUCUCCUUAUAUGUUCUAAUUUAUAGCCAAUUUUCAGUUUUGUAUCGUUUGGAUUUUUUGGCCCCGAGUUUGUAUGGAUUAUUUUGUUCUACACAAAAUCCAUGAGAUAUUUGAAACUUGUAUCCUUUUGAUGUAGUGAAUGAAUGAUUUUGGUAUAAGUAUAUUUUAUUUUAUAUCAACAAAGUGGUGUAUUGUUAAUCAUAUAUUGAGUUCGUUUUAAUUUUGUCAUAGGUACCUACUAUGCUUGUAAACGAGUAAUUUUAUUUUGUAUUAGAACUUUGUAACCAAAAUUAACACGUAUCUUCGACAUGUUAAGUUGUUUUCGACUGUUAUAAAAUAUGUAAAUGAGCUUUUGUUAAAAACAUAACUAUGUAAGACUUACGUACUCGGUGUUAUUAUUUACUAUCGUUAGAAGCUGCAUGAUUCGUCUAUUCAAAGAAUUAAUGGUAAAUAAUUAUUCAAUUAAUAUAAUUUAUUGAUUUAAGUAAGUCUUACUAAGUAUCUUAAGAAACCUAUCUACUGCUAUCCAAUAUUGUACAUUUGUUAUUUCACUGUAUUUGUAUUAUAUAGAAAUAAUGAUACUAAUUCUUUUGCACACAUAACUAAAAACGAGUCAACAAACACACUAUAAGCCCGCCAUUAUGAUGAAACGGUACUACUUGUAUUUCUGUUGAAUACAAUAUACAUAACUAGCCGCUGCCCCUCUGUUUCACCCGCAUAGUUCCCUUUUUUGUAGAAAUAGGGGUAUAAAAUGUAGUCUAUGACACUCACAAAUAACUUUGCUUUCUUUUCAGUAGAUCCAGAGAUUGUCGCCUACAAUACCACAAAGGAUAUGGGUCAUUUCAGAUCCACUCUUGUACUCCGUAUCAUUAAAAUUUAUUAAAUACAAGAAUUUUAUUAAAAUCUAAAUAGGUGAAUAAAUCUAAGUAAAUAAAAAGAAAGAAAUAAAAUUAAAACCUAAGAUUUUGAGAUACAUCAAGAUGGCGCCCUUAAAGCAACUAUGACAUGACAAUUGACAGCAAACGUCAAACCGACUACUGCAUGGAACACGUCAUCAAUCCGCCAUUAUUUUAGUGUUGCAUUUCUUGGGAGAGAAUGAAUAUAAUUUCGAAAGAAUUAAGUAAAUUCGUAGAUUUGUAUAAUCAAAAAUAGUUAAAAAAAAAUAUUUUCUUUUAUUUCCGCCAGGGUACAAUGACUGAUCCUGAUCUUUUCAUAAUUUCAUUCACAUAACAUACGAGUAGUUCACACAUUCUUCCCUACUCCUUCGGGCGCAUCUUUCAAGACAUGUCUUGUGUACAAUAGAAUUGGUCUCAAUGCCUACUUGUAAUCUUGUUUCAAUAACCAAGGCCACAGUCAGAAUGUAGAGUUCAGAAGUGUGUGAAAUGCAUCAUUAUGCAGCUUUUGUAAAUUGCUUUUGUAUUACACUGAUUUGCUGUAAAAAUACGCUAAAUUAUUUAAAACGCUUAUAAAAAUAUGUUAUUUGUCAGUAAAAUUGUUCAUCAGAAAUAUUAAUAAUAUGGCUUAAAAUAUCGAUGCAUAUUAAUUUCUGCCGACGUACAUUUAACUGUUUGAUUAUUUUUUUAAAUACACCGUAUGAUUGCGCGAUACGAAGCGUUCAUUGUUUGAUGCGUGCUGCCGCCCACUAAUCAUAUGCCUCUGACGUCAUACCAAGCACCAGUAUUCCGCUCGGGCGAGGACUCUUUUUUUUUUUGAGAUUUGGCUAAUAAAAAAUCUAUUUUUCUCCCAAGAUAUUUUCCCGAUCCAUCUGUACAUCAAAGAAAUUCUGACUGCAGCAUUGGUUGUCAAAAAUAAAUGACACCCUUCUUAGUCCAUUUCUGACCUCUUUCUUAGUCCGUUCUAGUGAUAUAUCCCACCUACUCUUAUAGCAAUGAUGUAGAUGUCUCCCUGUAUUAUGUACCUACCUACAAUUCAUAAGUAAGAGUUACACCAUUGUGUUCAAAAUACUUAACGAUUUGCUUGCAACGUGCAUUUAAACGAUUCAGUUCUCUUUCUAUUGUUGUUAAAUUAGGAUGGAGACAGUUUAUGUUGUUAUUUUUAUGAUAAUACAUAUGAAUAAGUGUUUUUAUGAACUUUUGGUGUCACUCGGUUACAAUACCUAUCUAUAUAUACCGUUGAGUAGCGCCUUAUUAAAGUCUCAAGAUAGAAAUAUUAGGUUAAGUUAACUUUUUUAAGUUGUAUUUGUUUAACUAAGGACUUAAAGGUUCUCAAAGAUAUAAUGCAGUAUUCCUAAAAAGCAUGUAGUCCCUAUUGCAGUUGUAGUUAGAUUUCUCGAAAUCUGCAUUUAUAUUUAAAAAUAUUUAGUGUUUAAGUUGUUUCUUUUAGUUCAAACGCAAAUUAACUAGAAUCGGAUCCAUUGCACGCUACCGGCAAUGACGUACCGCCAAGAGAUUCGGCGUACCGGUAUGGUGCCGCGCAGAAACCGCCUAGAGGCAUGGGUAGAGACCAGCAUAUGAGAUGUCGGUCAAUGGGGUUUCAUACAAAAUUUCAAUAUAUUCAAAGAUUUAACGAAUUUGUUUCUUCGACACGAAAAAGUGACCUUAUGUGGAUGUUUCGAUUUCGGACGAAACUGAGGCUGAAACGAAAUUCGGAUUCGGUUUCAGGUUUGUAAUGUGAAAUACUCAAUUUAAGUAUAGUUGCCCCCCUCCCCUAGGUAGAAUCCUGGCUACGCCCAUGAAUAGCAUUCAGACUAACUUAUCAUUAAAAAAAAAAAUUGUAAUUUCACGGAAAAUUAAAAAUGACUAAAACCUAUUUCGACGCUACAUCACAUGGUCGAUAGGCUCGGAAAUAUAAUCUGUGAUAUAAUCCAAGUGUCCGAUAUUAGUGAAUUUGCGGCUGAACUUAUAUAGCGUAGAUAUUGUUUCAACUAUACUUUUGAACCAGUUGUUCCGUCGUUAAGACUAGUCUAUAAGGUAUACGAUGCCGCGAAUAAUUUAAAGACAUUAAUAAACAAUGUAAAUAAGUAAAUAGUACGCAGAUCUUCUUAAAGUUGCAAUAUAGUGUAUAACGAAACCUUUCUCAUUUUUAUGUACUGUAACUAUAUUGUUUUUUUUUAAAAUAAUAUGUAUCGAAAGGUACAACCAAAUAAACAAAAUGAAGUGCCAUUUGCGCCGGUUCCUUAAAAGAAUUACACUUAUUAAAUUUUCAUUAUUAACAUUAUUGUAGCAGAUAUUUCGCAUUCAUUAUACAGUAUAUCAUUAUAUAAUUUUAUACUA
Molecule: messenger RNA, 14626 nt
Organism: Bicyclus anynana (squinting bush brown)
Lineage: Eukaryota; Metazoa; Arthropoda; Insecta; Lepidoptera; Nymphalidae
Gene: rictor
Product: rapamycin-insensitive companion of mTOR
Exons: 25
Coding region: 135-5474 (1779 amino acids)
Biological process (GO): positive regulation of phosphatidylinositol 3-kinase/protein kinase B signal transduction; TORC2 signaling
Cellular component (GO): TORC2 complex
Molecular function (GO): protein serine/threonine kinase activator activity
Source: RefSeq, a predicted model, not a curated record